AUGUCUCCCGUUUCUUCUCCAGUAGUUGCUCUCUUCUUUUCCCUUUUCCUUCUCUUACCUGCAGCAGAUGCUUUUAACAUCACUCAAAUCCUCAGCCAGUUCCCCGAUUUCACCACAUUCAACAACUAUUUGAUUCACACCGGAGUUGCGGAUCAAAUCAACAGCGAGCAAACCGUCACUGUCCUUGUCGUCGCCAAUGGUAACAUGUCCGAAGUUUCUGGUCAAUCGCCAGAUGCAAUGAAGAAGACCUUGAGCGUGCAUGUGAUACUAGAUUAUUUCGGUGUAGAAAAGCUCAAGAACCUACAGAAUAAAACAGCAUUAACCCUCACCACGCUUUACCAGCAAAGCGGGCAAGCCCAAAACCAACAAGGUUUCUUGAAUGUGGCUCACGUGGGCAAUGGUGGGGUUGCUUUUGGAUCUGCUGCUGCAGGUUCUAACCUCGACUCCAUCUUUAUUAAACCGGUUGCUUCUCAACCGUAUAACAUUUCAGUACUACAAAUCAGCAAUAUUAUAAACGUACCCUCAAAUUCAACUACCCCAUCUUCCCCUCCUGCGCAAGCACCUGCAAGUUCCCCAAUUACUAAACCACAUCCUCCUGCUGCUUCCCCACCAAGGAAGGUCCUAGCACCAGCUCCAAGUCCUAAGAAAUCUCCACCUGGAAAUGCUUCACCACCACCUGAUGCAGAUUCUCCCGCUUCAUCCCCGCCUAACCCGAGCAAUGCUACUGCACCCUCUGUCGCCAAGCCACCAGCUGCUGAUACUCCUGCAGAAUCAGCAUCUAAUCCAGUCGCAGAUGGACCAGAUUCAGAUGAAGCUGAUAAUAAUAGUUCUUCUGCAUCUGUAACUUCUGGGAAUUAUCUUGCCGCCAUCCUAAUGAUGUUCACUUCAGCUUGGUUCCUGCUUACCAUGAUUUGAUAGAUAGGAAGAAAAGGAAAGCUUGGGUUCUUUUCAUAUUUGAAGUUUUGGGCUAUACUCGCCUACUGUAAUGAGAUGUUCCAGUUUUUCCUAAAGCUGAUAUAUGCAGGCUUUUGUUUCCAACUUUUUUGAGUUGCUAGUGUAGAAGAAAAACUUCAGAAGUGCCUUUUUAAGAAAUAAAUGCCUGGGAAUUAA
Theobroma cacao (cacao) is the source of this 1110-nucleotide messenger RNA. RefSeq names its product fasciclin-like arabinogalactan protein 14. NCBI's taxonomy places the organism in Eukaryota, Viridiplantae, Streptophyta, Magnoliopsida, Malvales, Malvaceae. Gene Ontology annotation, cellular component: plasma membrane. The record is from RefSeq and is a predicted model, not a curated record.